AUGCGAGAGCGCUGCCGGCCGCGGGGCCGAAGAGAGGCGGGCGGCGGCCGGAGAGCGGGCGGGGCGGCGGUGUCGCCCCCGAGAGAGCAGCGCGGGGCCCCGGCGGCGGGCGGCGGCGGCGGCAGGCGGGCGAUGGAGGAAGGGGCAGCAGACCUGCGACAGAGGAGGAAACAAAACUGCACAGAAUCUGACAAAAUGGCUCCAGAGGAGAGAAACAAAGAAAACUCGAAGCUGGGAAGAUCGCCAAAAUAUUUGCUAAUUCAACGGUUUGCGAAACUUUUCUUUGGCUGUCUCGCGGCAGUCACUAGUGGAAUGAUGUACGCUGUGUACCUCUCAACAUACCACGAACGGAAAUUCUGGUUUUCCAGCAGGCAGGAACUUGAACGAGAAAUUACAUUUCAGGGUGACAGCGCCAUUUAUUACUCAUUCUAUAAAGAACUGCUAAAGGCUCCUUCCUUUGAAAGAGGUGUUUAUGAGUUGACACACAACAAUAAGACAAUAUCGCUGAAGACGAUAAAUGCAGUCCAGCAAAUGACUUUGUACCCAGAAUUGAUUGCCAGUGUGUUGUACCAAGCAUCUGGUAGUGAAGAAGUUAUUGAGCCAGUGUAUUUCUACAUUGGUAUAGUUUUUGGACUGCAGGGAAUUUAUGUGACUGCAUUGUUUGUAACCAGUUGGGUUAUGAGUGGGACUUGGCUGGCAGGAAUGCUGACUGUAGCAUGGUUCAUUAUUAACAGGACAGAUACAACAAGAAUUGAUUACUCCAUACCAUCAAGGGAAAAUUGGGCUUUGCCAUAUUUUGCAUGUCAAGUAGCAGCUCUCACAGGCUAUUUAAAAAAAAACCUAAAUUGUUCUGCAGAGAAGUUUUGUUACCUUCUGGUGAGUGCUUCAACGUACACCUUCAUGAUGAUGUGGGAGUACAGUCAUUAUCUCCUGUUUGUCCAGGCCGUGUCUCUUUUUCUGCUUGACAGCUUUGCUCUGGCACAGACAGAAAAGGUGCAUGAAGUAUACAAAAUCUACUUGUUUUCUCUCCUCUUGGGGUACCUAUUGCAGUUUGAAAAUUCAGCCUUACUAGUGUCGCCGCUACUAAGUCUUGUAGCAGCUCUAAUGCUCUCUAAAUGCCUUCAGAUGAAUAUGAAGAAAGGUACAUUUUUAUCAAGAUUGCUGAAAAUUAUGUACAUUUAUUUGGUACUCACAAUAACGCUGAUGCUAAACUUCUUAUUAAAGAUGUUUGUUCCUCAUAAGGAAAAUGAGCAUUUGCUGAAAUUCCUUGAAGUAAAACUUGGCUUAAACACAACUAAGAAUUUUACAAUGAAUUGGCUCCUUUGUCAAGAAUCUCUUCAGGCACCAUCCCAAGACUUUUUUUUGCGGCUAACACAGUCAUCACUGUUGCCUUUCUAUAUUUUAGUAUUAAUUAUCUGCCUUUUUUCUGUAACUCAGGUCAUUUUUAGGAGAAUUUGUGGUGAACCACUGAAAGAGACAGUUAAACUUGAGGAUGGUCGAAUUGGAGAGAGGCCAGAAAUAGUUUAUCAUGUAAUUCACACAAUUUUACUUGGUUCUCUAGCGAUGUGUUUGGAAGGAAUGAAAUAUCUGUGGACUCCAUAUGUUUGCAUGCUUGCUGCAUUUGGUGUGUGCUCUCCUGAACUUUGGAUGACACUCUUCAAGUGGCUUCGUCUGAAAGCUGUGCACCCGAUACUGCUGGCUCUCAUUCUGAGUAUGGCAGUUCCCACAAUAAUUGGAUUCAGCUUGUGGAAAGAGUUUUUCCCUAGGAUAAUGUCAGAGCUUUCAGAAAUACAAGAAUUUUAUGAUCCUGACACAGUAGAACUCAUGACAUGGAUAAAAAGGCAGGCUCCUGUGGCUGCUGUGUUUGCAGGCAGCCCACAAUUAAUGGGUGUGAUUAAGCUCUGUACUGGAUGGAUGGUGUCAAGCUUGCCUAUAUAUAAUGAUGAUGAUCUUCUAAAAAGAAAUGAAAACAUAUAUCAGAUAUAUUCAAAGAGGUCGGCAGAGGAUAUUUAUAAGAUACUCACAUCUUACAAAGCCAAUUUUCUGAUUAUUGAAGAUUCAAUUUGCAAUGAAGUGGGACCUGUAAGAGGAUGUAGAGUUAAAGAUCUGCUGGAUAUUGCUAAUGGUCAUGUGGUUUGUGAGGAAGGUGACAGUUAUGCCUACUCAAAAUAUGGACGAUUUUGUCAUGAAAUCAAAAUGAACUAUUCUCCAUAUGUAAAUUAUUUUACUCGGGUAUACUGGAAUAGAUCCUACUUUGUGUAUAGAAUCAACACUGUGAUAUCCUUCCAGUCAUGAAAAAGCAAGCAAGCUUCUUUCUGAGGAUUGAUUAUGAAUGGGAUUCAGUUGGAAAAGUUCCUUUUGAUCAAGGAAGUUAUUUUUGCAGUUACAUGUGGGCACAAACAGUGUAUUGACGACUUUAUUUUACCAAACUGGAACUGUUUGAACUACAGACCAACAGAUACAGAUACCAUCCUUGAAGAAAACAGGAAAAUUCGUCAAUUUUACAGUCUCUACAAGAAAGUGUGACAGUCUUCCUUGUUCUUGCAUUUGUCUUCCCAUUAUAAAUCAUCGUAAUCUUCAUCUAACUGAGAUUUCUAACUUUAGUGUUAGACGGUUGAUGUGGGUAGACUUUGGAAAAUGCAGAAAAGUUAUGUUAAAGAC
Messenger RNA from Cygnus atratus (black swan), 2661 nucleotides. RefSeq names its product dpy-19 like 4 (gene DPY19L4). Bases 1 to 2295 code for a protein of 764 amino acids. Gene Ontology annotation, molecular function: mannosyltransferase activity. Gene Ontology annotation, cellular component: nuclear inner membrane. The record is from RefSeq and is a predicted model, not a curated record. NCBI's taxonomy places the organism in Eukaryota, Metazoa, Chordata, Aves, Anseriformes, Anatidae. The transcript is spliced from 19 exons.